GCUACUGCCUUGGCGGCCGCGUUAGAUUCUCUGGGACUGGUUUGUAGGACUUUCCGGAGCCCCGCUCAGUCAGGACCGCGGUGCCGGGUCUAAAUUUCCGGGAGUCGUUCUCCGCGCCGCACAAACGCGGGUGUGACGCUCGGCGACCCCGCGAGGGACCCGCUUCAGGGCGGGAGGGAACCGCCCCCUCGCCCGCCGCCGCCGCCCGAUGAGCCCAAUGGCGGCGGCCGCGCCCAGGCGCCCGGCUGAGGCCUGGGUGACCUUUGAGGACGUGGCCGUGUACUUCUCCUCGGAGGAGUGGGAGCUCCUUCAUGAGGCUCAGAGACGCCUGUACCACGAUGUGAUGCUGGAGAACUUGGCCCUGAUGGCCUCCCUGGGUUGUUGGCAUGGAGCCCAGAAUGAGGAGGCCCCAUCUGAGCUCAGCAGUUCUUCACAAGGAGGGUCCCAGGUCAGGACCUGCAAGGCAGGUGUGUCUCCCCCGGAGGCCCAUCCUUGUGAGCUGUGUGGUGUGGACGUGAGAGACAUUUUGCACUUCACUGGGCACCGUGGGCAGACCCUGUACAAGACGGGGGCCUGUGAGAAACAGUUGGAUGUUAGCGCGGAACUCGAGCAUCAGAAGCAGCCCACGGGAGAGAUGUGCUUCGGAGACUGCAUGGAUAGAGCCUCCUUUGGAAAGGACUGCAGAUUCUGUGUGUCAGGGCAGCCCGAUUCCUGUGAGGCCGUUGUGAGGGACUUCCUGGCCAGCUCAAGAUUCCUCCAGCAUCAGGCCGCACACACCAGGGAGAAGUCAAACCAGGGAACUGAGUGCGGAACAGCCUCUCAUAAGGAAAGAACUCUGUCUGACUCAGAAUACACUAAAGAUUUUAAUUGCAAACGCAAGCUUGUUCAGCACCAGAGAGUCCUCUCUAACGAAAGAGGCUACAAGUGCAGUGAAUGUGGAAAAUCUUACAGCAAAAGCUAUAGUCUGAAUGACCAUUGGAGAGUUCACACUGGGGAAAAGCCUUAUGAGUGCGGGGAAUGUGGGAAGUCCUUUAGGCAAAGCUCUAGCCUCAUUCAACACCGGAGAGUUCACACUGGAGCACGGCCUCACAAGUGUGAGUUAUGUGGAAAAUUAUUUAGCAACAAGUCCAACCUCAUUAAACAUCGAAGAAUCCACACUGGAGAAAGGCCUUAUGAGUGCAGUGAAUGUGGGAAGUCCUUUAGCGAAAGCUCUGCACUCCUUCAACACCGGAGUGUUCACACAGGGGAGAGGCCUUAUGAGUGCAGUGAAUGUGGAAAGUUCUUUACCUACCACUCCAGUCUCAUAAAACACCAGAGAGUUCACUCUGGGUCCCGGCCCUAUGCCUGCAGUGAAUGUGGAAAAUCCUUUACUCAAAAGUCCAGCCUCAUUGAACACCGCAGAGUCCAUAGUGGGGAAAGGCCAUAUAAGUGCAGCGAAUGCGAGAAAUCUUUCAGCCAAAGCUCUGCGCUUCUUCAGCAUCGGAGAGUUCACACUGGAGAAAGGCCUUAUGAGUGCAGUGAAUGUGGGAAAUUCUUUACUUACAGCUCCAGUCUCUUAAAACACCAGAGAGUUCACUCUGGUUCAAGGCCUUAUGAGUGUAGUGAAUGUGGAAAGUCCUUUACUCAAAAUUCUAGUCUCAUCAAACACAAGAGAAUUCACACAGGAGAAAGGCCUUAUGAGUGUAGCCAGUGUGGGAAAUCUUUUAGCCAUAGCUCAAGCCUCAUUAAACACCGAAGAGUUCACACUGGAUAACGGACUUGUGAGUAUUAGAAUGUGGGAAACUUACUUUUUUUAAAAUAUAUUUUUUAUUACAGAGAGGAACGGAGAGGGAGAGAGGGAGAGAGAAACCUCAAUGCUGACAGAGAAUCAUUGAUUGGCUGCCUUGUACAUGCUUCCUACUGGGGAUUGAGGCUGCAACCCGGGCAUGUACCCUUGAACAGAAUCGAACCCGAGAGCCUUAAGACUGCAGGCUGAUGGUCUAUCCACUGAGUUAAACUGGCUAGGGCAGAAUGUGGGAUAUAUUUACCCUUAACUCCUGGUCCGAAAACACCACGUCACAUUGGAUGAAGGCCUUAUGAUUGUGGUAAAUGUAGGAAAUCAUUACCAAAGUCUAGCCUCAUUACAUCCAGAGAAUUCACAGUAGGGGCAGACCUUAUAAGUGCAGUGAAUGUGAGAAGGCCUUUCAGGUGCAGAACAUACCUUAUGGAUACCACAGAUUUAAAAUGGGAGAACUGCCUUAAUUGGGCAGGUAUAUACUAUUUGUUCAGUGCACCAGCACUGGAGUAGACCCAACAUGAAGCUGCCAUUUGCCUGUGUUGAGCCUCAUACAUCUGAACAUCUAUAUGAAUUCCAUGUAUGCAGCAACUGCAUUGCACUUUUUUU
Myotis daubentonii (Daubenton's bat) is the source of this 2383-nucleotide messenger RNA. RefSeq lists its product as uncharacterized. Gene Ontology annotation, cellular component: nucleus. Lineage: Eukaryota; Metazoa; Chordata; Mammalia; Chiroptera; Vespertilionidae. Gene Ontology annotation, biological process: regulation of transcription by RNA polymerase II. The record is from RefSeq and is a predicted model, not a curated record. Gene Ontology annotation, molecular function: DNA-binding transcription activator activity, RNA polymerase II-specific; RNA polymerase II cis-regulatory region sequence-specific DNA binding.